Molecule: messenger RNA, 1044 nt
Organism: Polypterus senegalus (gray bichir)
Lineage: Eukaryota; Metazoa; Chordata; Cladistia; Polypteriformes; Polypteridae
Product: paraneoplastic antigen Ma1-like
Exons: 1
Coding region: 1-1044 (347 amino acids)
Molecular function (GO): zinc ion binding; nucleic acid binding
Source: RefSeq, a predicted model, not a curated record
AUGUCUUUCUUGAAACAAGAGGGAAAAUCUUUAGCUGACAUACAGGAUGUAGCUUCCCCAGCUCUCACACUUAACACUGAGUUAGUUAGCGCAAUUAAUUCACUAGUUCAGAAAUGCCAAACUGCCUCACCAGUAGAAGCACAGAAUUAUAGGAAACUGCGCACAUUUUCUGGACUGACUCCUACACCAAAUGGGGAGGAAGACUAUGAGGUAUGGGCUGAACACACUACACAUAUUCUCGAAGAAUGGCAGUGUUCUGACAAUGUGAAGAAACAGAGACUAGUGGAAUGCCUUAGAGGGCCCGCAGCAGAUAUUGUGAGGUUUGUGAAGGUUGAAAAUCCUUCAGCUACUUCUUGUGACUACCUGAAGGCUCUAGAUACAGCAUUUGGUCCUACAGAGAAUGCAUCUGAUCUGAUGGUGAAGUUCAGAAAUACCUUCCAAGAAAAAGGGGAAAAGCUCUCUGUGUAUAUAAUCAAGCUAGAUAAGCUACUACACAGUGUUCUGCGAAAAGGGGGACUGAAGUCUUCUGAAUUGAAUCGCCUUCGUAUUGAGCAAAUAAUUCGAGGGGCUCUUCCAGAUGACAUGGUGGCACUUAGGUUGAGAAUGACGCACAAGUUUUGUGAACCACCUCCUUUCACUGAACUUCUAAAAGAAGUGAGAGAAGAAGAGAACAUGAUUCAUAAUAGAAGUACUGUUCAGGCCACUGUAACUGUGUCCUCCGUGGCCUCUGACAAAACAGAUUCAGCUGACUGUGAGGUUGAGCUGCUAAAGAAGGAAAUUAGGGGACUGAGAAGUGAAAUGGCUCGUCUACUGUCUGCUGCUGUUGCACCAGUGACAUCAGACACUCCCAAGAUGCAUAGCUUAGCUGUCACUACAGGGAGAAGUGCUCUAAGCAAAGCAGGCGGUGGAGAAAACAUUUUCUGCUAUAAAUGUGGAGAGAAUGGCCACUUUAAACAGGACUGUGCAAAUGAGAAGAACUUGAGAAAAGUGAAUCGACUCAUUAAAAUGAGAAGGGUGAUGGGAAACUACCCCGGGGCUCAGUAG